Zophobas morio is the source of this 1563-nucleotide messenger RNA. RefSeq names its product annexin B9. Lineage: Eukaryota; Metazoa; Arthropoda; Insecta; Coleoptera; Tenebrionidae. The record is from RefSeq and is a predicted model, not a curated record. Gene Ontology annotation, cellular component: cytoplasm. Bases 144 to 1115 code for a protein of 323 amino acids. Gene Ontology annotation, molecular function: calcium-dependent phospholipid binding; calcium ion binding. The transcript is spliced from 6 exons.
ACCGCAUCCUGCAAGCAGCGAGCGGUGUCGGCUUCGAACCGGCUUUCACUCUUUACCAGUCCAGUGGGUGUGACCUCAGUAUUAUUCUCUUCAUUCCUGCUGCAUCCUUUUAUUUUCGUUAGUCACACGAAUUUCACGCCAAAAUGAGCCAACAGCAGUACUACCCAUUCAAGUGUACUCCCACCGUGUACCCCGCCGAGCCCUUCGACCCCGUCGAGGAUACCGCCACCCUCAAGAAGGCCAUGAAGGGGUUCGGAGCCGACGAGAAGGUCAUCAUCGACGUGCUAGCGCGCAGAGGAAUCGUCCAACGACUUGAAAUUGCCGAGACUUUCAAGACUUCCUACGGAAAAGACUUAAUCUCCGAGCUGAAGAAGGAACUUGGAGGGAAAUUCGAAGAUGUGAUCGUUGCUCUUAUGACACCAUUACCUCAGUUCUACGCCAAAGAACUCCACGACGCCGUCUGCGGAAUGGGCACCGACGAAGAAGCCAUCAUCGAAAUUUUGUGCACUCUGUCCAACUAUGGCAUUAGGACGAUAGCCCAGUUUUAUGAGAACAUGUACGGAAAAGCCCUCGAGUCCGACCUAAAAGGCGACACUUCGGGCCACUUCAAGCGGCUACUAGUCUCCUUAUGCCAAGCGAACCGCGACGAGAACCAAGGCGUCAACGAAGCCCAAGCCACCGCGGACGCUGAAGCCUUAAUCUCCGCCGGCGAGGGCAAAUGGGGCACCGAAGAGUCCCAGUUCAACUCCGUUCUCAUCACGCGGAGCUACCAACAACUCAGGGCCACCUUCGCCGAAUACGAAAGACUGGCAGGCCACGAUAUCGAAUCCGCCAUCAAGAAGGAGUUCUCAGGGAACAUCCAGAAGGGCCUCCUGGGAAUCGUCAAGUGCGUGAAGAGCAAAGUUGGGUACUUUGCGGAACGCCUCCACGACAGCAUGGCCGGAUUGGGAACUAAUGAUAAGACUUUGAUUCGGAUUAUUGUCUCCCGGUCGGAGAUCGAUCUAGCUGAUAUUAAACAGGCCUUUUUGGAUAAGUACGGGAAGGCUUUGGAGAGUUGGAUUUCUGGUGACACCUCCGGAGAUUACAAGAGAGUCCUCCUGGCCGUGGUUGACUAAUUCACCUAUACCUCUCUGUAAACGCACCAUAAUUAUAUAUAGCUUCAUCAUACUGCCAUUCACUUACAAUAUCGUCCCAAUAAUUGGCACUCAACGUGUUGUUUUCUGUAUUGCAGGAAGAUCUUGGCGGAGAUUUGCAGUACUUGUUGGUAACAUUAACAGCUGGUUAAGUCACUAGCUCAGGAUACACAACUCGAUAUUCAAUUAAAGCUUAUUAUAUUCUAGACCUUAGUUUAGUGGCCUUAAAACUCAGAGCUUUAUAUUUGUAAUGUUAUAAUGGAGUAUUUAUGAUGUUACUAAUUAUUUUACUGAGGGUUUUAAUGUUAAGGAGGGUGAGGGCAUUUUCUUUUUUUAUAUGUAUAUGAAGUUUCGAGAUUAAAAUUUUUGUAACGUUUAUAAAUGUGCUUAAGUGGUGCUUAAAUUAAAACUAUAUUUAAAAUACUGUUAA